Phascolarctos cinereus (koala) is the source of this 4709-nucleotide messenger RNA. The record is from RefSeq and is a predicted model, not a curated record. Lineage: Eukaryota; Metazoa; Chordata; Mammalia; Diprotodontia; Phascolarctidae.
GAGAACAAUGGCAGCAUUGGUGAGCACAACAAGCCCCGAAGGAAACAGAACUGGGAAACCUCUGUAUGGAUUAUUUCAAUAUAGUCCCAGCAUGCUUGGACUUGAGUCACUUCCAGAUCCCUCAGACACCUGGGAGAUUAUAGAGACCAUUGGGAAAGGCACAUAUGGAAAAGUCUAUAAAGUAACAAAUAAGAAAGAUGGGAGCCCUGCAGCUGUAAAAAUCCUGGAUCCAAUCAGUGAUAUGGAUGAAGAGAUUGAGGCAGAAUACAACAUUUUGCAAUUUCUUCCAAAUCAUCCAAAUGUGGUCAAGUUUUAUGGAAUGUUUUAUAAAGCUGACCCAAAUGUGGGCGGACAACUAUGGCUGGUCCUAGAGCUGUGUAAUGGAGGCUCUGUCACGGAUCUUGUCAAAGGCCUACUGAAGUGUGGUCAACGGUUGGAUGAAGCUAUAAUCUCCUACAUCUUGUAUGGGGCGCUUUUGGGUCUUCAGCACUUGCACAACAAUAGGAUUAUUCACCGUGACGUCAAGGGGAACAACAUUCUUCUGACAACAGAAGGAGGAGUUAAGCUCGUUGACUUUGGUGUUUCAGCUCAGCUAACCAGCACACGUCUACGAAGAAACACUUCAGUUGGCACACCAUUUUGGAUGGCUCCUGAAGUCAUUGCUUGUGAGCAGCAGUACGACUACUCUUACGAUGCUCGAUGUGACGUCUGGUCCCUGGGGAUCACGGCUAUAGAGCUGGGGGAUGGAGACCCACCCUUGUUUGACAUGCAUCCUGUGAAAACCCUCUUUAAGAUUCCAAGAAAUCCUCCACCUACUUUACUUCAUCCGGAAAAAUGGUGCUGGGGUUUCAACCACUUCAUUUCACAGUGUCUUAUUAAGGAUUUUGAAAAGCGCCCAUCUGUCACACAUCUCCUAGAGCACCCAUUUAUUAAAGAAACCCAUGGUAAGGAUUUGGCUUUGCAGAAACAGUUGGCUAAGCUUCUUCAAGACCAGAAACCAUAUCGAAGCUCUGUUGUCAAAUCCAGGCACGAAACCAUGUAUACUAGAAGAACUUAUCAUGUGGAAGCUCCGGAAGAAUGUUCCCUGGAUGAUGAUUUGGUCAACCUGGAAGUUCUAGAUGAGGAUACAAUUAUUCACCAGCUGCAAAAACGUUAUGCAGACUUACAGAUUUAUACAUACGUUGGAGACAUCUUAAUAGCCCUAAACCCCUUUCAAAAUCUCAGCAUAUAUUCCCCACGGUUUUCCAAACUGUAUCAUGGUGUGAAACGGUCCUCAAAUCCCCCCCACAUAUUUGCCUCUGCAGAUGCUGCAUACCAAGGCAUGGUAACUUUCAGCAAAGACCAGUGCAUUAUCAUCAGUGGAGAGAGUGGUUCUGGGAAGACAGAAAGUGCCCAUCUGAUUGUCCAGCAUUUGACCUUCCUGGGAAAGGCCAACAACCGGGCUCUGAGAGAGAAAAUACUCCAGGUGAACCCCUUAGUGGAAGCAUUUGGCAAUGCUUGUACUGCCAUCAAUGACAACUCGAGUCGUUUCGGGAAGUAUCUGGAAAUGAUGUUCACACCAACGGGAGCUGUAAUGGGGGCAAAAAUUUCUGAAUACCUCUUGGAAAAGUCCAGAGUUAUAAAACAAGCUGUAGGAGAGAAAAAUUUUCAUAUUUUUUACUAUAUUUAUGCUGGUCUUUAUCACCAAAAGAAAAUUUCUGAGUACAGUCUGCCAGAGAAAAAGCCUCCUAGGUACAUAGAUAAUGAGACAGGAAGGGUGAUGGAAGAUAUUAUUGCUAAAGAGUCAUAUGGAAAACAAUUUGAAGAAAUUCAGCACUGCUUUAAGAUUAUAGGGUUCACUGACGAGGAGGUGCAUUCUGUGUACAGAAUCUUAGCAGCGAUUUUGAACACUGGGAACAUCGAGUUUGCAUCAAUAUCUUCGGAACACCAGACGGAUAAGAGUGAAGUGCCCAAUUCAGUGGCCUUGGAAAAUGCUGCCACCCUGCUUGGCAUCAGCUCAGAGGAAUUCCAGGAGGCUCUCACCUCACACUGCGUGGUUACCAGAGGGGAAACCAUCAUCCGCACCAACACCGUGGACAAAGCUGCUGACGUCCGAGAUGCCAUGUCGAAAGCCCUGUAUGGGAGGCUUUUCAGCUGGAUUGUAAAUCGCAUCAACACGCUGUUACAGCCAGACAAAAAUAUAUGCCGUGCAGAGCGUGGGAUGAAUGUUGGGAUUCUGGAUAUCUUUGGAUUUGAGAACUUCCAGAGAAACUCCUUUGAGCAGCUCUGUAUAAACAUUGCCAAUGAGCAAAUCCAGUACUAUUUCAACCAACACAUUUUUGCACUUGAGCAGAUGGAAUAUCAGAAUGAAGGAAUUGAUGCCACAGUAGUGGAAUAUGAAGACAAUCGCCCUCUCCUGGAUAUGUUUCUCCAGAAACCAAUGGGACUGCUUUCUCUCCUUGAUGAAGAAAGCAGAUUUCCCCAGGCAACAGACCUGACAUUAGUUGAUAAAUUUGAAGAUAAUCUUCGAUGUAAAUACUUCUGGAGGCCAAAACGAGUGGAGCUAUGCUUCGGCAUUCAGCACUAUGCUGGAAAGGUUUUAUACGAUGCUUUUGGCUUUCUGGAGAAGAAUAGAGACACAUUACCUGCUGACAUCGUCAUGGUCCUGAGAACGUCAGAGAACAAACUUGUUCAACAGCUCUUCUCCAUUCCAUUAACCAAAACAGGUAACUUGGCCCAGGCAAGAGCAAGAGUGACAGCAGCAUCUAGGUCUUUGCCUCCUCAACUCAGUGCUGGGAGAGUCAAGGUGGACACUCUAGAAGUGAUGAAGCAUCCAGAGGAAACUACUAACAUGAAGAGACAAACUGUGGCUUCUUAUUUUCGGUAUUCACUGAUGGAUCUGCUCUCCAAAAUGGUAGUUGGACAGCCUCAUUUUGUCCGCUGUAUUAAACCCAAUGAUGACCGAGAAGCCCUGAGGUUCUCUAGAGAGAGAGUGCUGGUACAGCUUCGAUACACUGGAAUUCUAGAAACUGCCAGUAUCCGCCAACAGGGGUAUUCCCACCGCAUCCUCUUUGAAGAGUUUGUGAAAAGGUACUAUUACUUGGCAUUCAGAGCACAUCAGUCACCACUUGCUAACAAAGAAAGUUGCGUUGCUAUCUUGGAAAAGUCCAAACUAGACCACUGGGUGUUGGGGAAAACAAAGGUUUUUCUCAAGUAUUACCAUGUAGAGCAGUUAAAUUUGCUGCUUCGAGAAGUUAUAGGCACAGUGGUGGUCAUACAGGCUUAUGCCAAGGGGUGGCUUGGAGCUAGGAGAUAUAAGCGAGUUAAAGAGAACAGAGAAAAAUGUGCCGUUACCAUCCAGGCAGCCUGGAGAGGAUAUGAUGCUCGCAGGAAGUUUAAGAAAAUAAGCAACAGAAGAAGUGAGGCUGCUGUUCAUAUUCAAGCAGUUUUUAGGGGUUAUCUUCUCCGAAAAAGCAAUACAGGACCCCAGAUCCUCCCUGGCUUUGCAGAAGGUAGAGAACCCACUAACACUGCGACUGGAAACCCUCAUGGAAGCUGGCAACAGCUUGCCCAGAGCUCUCCCAAGGAGUCUGAUGUUCUCCCCCUGCAAAUAAACAAGCAUGCAGUCUCCAGGAGUGAUUCACUACAGUCUACUCGGGUGUCUGUUGGUUCUCCGGAUCUUCGAUUCUCAAGUCCUAGGGAAGACUCACAAAAGCCAGGUUCAGAAAACUGUGUCGAACAGAAGCUGAGAACACCUCGCAGAAGAUGUCAGCAGCCCAAAAUGCUGAAUAGCCCUGAGGAUAACAUGUACUAUAACCAGUUAAACGGAACUCUAGAAUAUCAAGGGAGCAAGAGGAAGCCAAGAAAAUUUGGCCAAAUCAAAGUGCUUGAUGGGGGAGAUGAAUAUUACAAAUCGCUGUCUGCUGUGGAUUCCAUCCCUGAAGAAGAUGGCUCCGUCCACUGUUCACCGCUUUCCUCAUCUUCUGGAGGACAGCCUUUGGCUAAAAGCUGAGCUGUGCUACCUGCCCCUCAAUCUGCUGCUGCUGGUUGCCUUUGUUCCCUUUCUCCGUCCGCCUGCCUGGAAGAAACUGCGGAAAAACUGACUGCGGAAACUUCCCUGGUCCGGAAAUCUGCCCUUGGCUGCCGCCGCGCUAGAGAGCUUCUGCUGGGCUGUGGCCGCUUCGCUCGGCUGCGCACCAGGCUGCGUCUCCUCGGGUGCUGCAGCGGCUCCGGGCCAGCCGGCAGGGCUUCCAAACUGCCCCUCACCAACCCCCGGUUCAAGUUGUCUCGGCAUUCAGGUAAUGCCUACUCCGGGGUGGAAGACCCACGUGGCAUUCUUGCUUCCACUUGGUGGAGAGGGAGGAGGGAGAAAAUGAAGUACAGUCCUUUCCCCCUUGUUAAAUCCGUGACCCAAAGGCUAAGUGGUGAAGCUGACUUCCCACCUUUUCUACUCCUCCCUCGCCACCCUCCACACCGACUCCCCUUUUUUUCUGCCUAGGCUCCAUGCACUUGUUUGUGAGCUCGGCGCGCAGCCCUCAUGGGUUUGCUCCCCUUCGGGCUUCUGCAAGCUUGCAGUGCGUUUGGUCUUUUCAUGUCUCUUUAUAUUAUGGCGGAGCAGCCACACACUUUUCAUGAGAGCAGUGCUUUGUGUAAAAGCAUUGGCAUUUGGCCUUGAUACCUGUAUCUCUUGAUGAUUGCAACAAAUUUCUAAAAUAAAUAUUGUACUUUGA